Messenger RNA from Hirundo rustica (Barn swallow), 2226 nucleotides. It is a transcript of the gene GABRD, whose product is annotated as gamma-aminobutyric acid type A receptor subunit delta. Gene Ontology annotation, biological process: signal transduction; regulation of membrane potential; nervous system process. Lineage: Eukaryota; Metazoa; Chordata; Aves; Passeriformes; Hirundinidae. The record is from RefSeq and is a predicted model, not a curated record. Gene Ontology annotation, cellular component: membrane; neuron projection; GABA-A receptor complex. The coding region runs from base 242 to 1600 and encodes 452 amino acids. The transcript is spliced from 9 exons. Gene Ontology annotation, molecular function: GABA-A receptor activity; extracellular ligand-gated monoatomic ion channel activity; neurotransmitter receptor activity.
GAAGAGAGCAGAGGAGAGGAGAGCUGCCCUGCUCCCUGCUCCCGUGCCGGGCUGCCUGCAUGGCUCCCGGGCACUGUGGAGAUUGUGGGGGCUGCUGCUGCUGAGCAACCAUCCAUCGCUUUAAACUCAGCCUCAACUUAGCGCAGCAGGCAAGAAUGGCAAAGCCACUGGAGCUUUGGAGCUGCCAGAAGAGCCAGGGAAACUGGAUUUUGGUCGCUGCUGUCUAAUAAAUGGGAGUAAAAUGGAAUUUCUUGCCUGGGUUUUUCCUGCCUUGAUUCUACUGUGCACCCAACAGCACAGGUGUAUCAGAGCUAUGAGUGACAUCGGAGAUUACAUAGGUUCCAACAUUGAAAUCUCCUGGUUGCCCAACCUGGAUGAUUUGAUGAAAGGCUACGCACGAAAUUUCAGGCCCGGGAUUGGAGGUCCUCCUGUUAAUGUUGCUCUGGCAAUCGAAGUAGCCAGCAUUGACCACAUCUCAGAAGUGAACAUGGAAUACACCAUGACAGUAUUUUUGCACCAGAGCUGGCGAGACGAUCGUCUGUCUUACAACCACACCAAUGAAACUCUGGGCUUGGACAGCAGGUUUGUGGACAAGCUCUGGUUGCCAGAUACUUUCAUAGUCAAUGCCAAGUCUGCCUGGUUCCAUGAUGUGACUGUGGAAAACAAACUUAUCAGGCUCCAGCCAGAUGGAGUUAUUUUAUACAGCAUCAGGAUUACCUCAACAGUGGCCUGUGACAUGGACCUUUCCAAGUAUCCAAUGGAUGAGCAGGAAUGCAUGUUGGAUUUGGAGAGCUAUGGCUACUCUUCAGAGGACAUUGUCUACCACUGGUCAGAAAACCAGGAGGAGAUCCAUGGGCUGGAUAAGCUUCAGCUUGCUCAAUUCACAAUUACCAAUUACCAGUUCACAACAGAAAUCAUGAACUUCAAAUCUGCAGGUCAGUUUCCCAGGCUCAGUCUCCACUUCCACCUUCGGCGAAAUCGUGGCGUUUACAUCAUCCAGUCUUAUGUCCCUUCCAUCCUACUGGUGGCCAUGUCGUGGGUGUCCUUCUGGAUCAGCCAGUCAGCUGUGCCUGCCAGGGUGUCACUAGGUAUCACCACUGUUCUUACAAUGACCACACUGAUGGUCAGUGCCCGAUCCUCACUCCCACGAGCCUCUGCCAUCAAGGCACUGGACGUUUACUUCUGGAUCUGCUACGUGUUUGUCUUCGCUGCACUGGUGGAAUACGCCUUUGCACAUUUCAACGCUGACUACAUGAAAAAGCAGAAGAACAAGAUCAAGGCGAGAAGGCAGAGUGCAGAGAUCAACGUGAAGAAUGCCAUUGUUCUGUUUUCCCUCUCUAUAGCUGGUGUGAACCAGGAACUGGCCAUUUCCAACAGGCAGCACCGAAUUCCCAGAAGCCUGCCUGGAUCAUAUGGGACAAUAGAAAUAGAAACUGGAGAGACAAAACAGCAGCAGGGAAUGAAACUGGACAAAAAGACUGGCCUGAAGUCCCUCUUUAAGCCCAUUGAUGCUGACACCAUUGACAUUUACGCCAGAGCUGUGUUCCCAGCAGCCUUUGCAGCAGUCAAUGUUAUAUACUGGGUUGCAUACACAAUGUAAAGACAACAAAAAAGGGAACAUUCUUCCCAAGACCUACAAACUGAUCAAUACCCACAGGCUAAAAAGUGCUCACUGAAACGGAAUUGAGGCAGUGCUCAAAGUAUUUUCCAACGAGCUCAAGACACUUCCAAAGUCAAGAAGAUCCUGCUAUGAAUUCCUACUUAAAGCAGCAAUUUAUUGCUGACCUGAUUUGAUACAGUAAGACUGCACUCUGCCAAACAACUCCAGCUCUUUCUUUCCUGUAAUACCAUGAGACAACUUUUCAUAUGUACAUAUUUGUAGCAAAAGCUUAUAUCUUAAAUGACCGUGGUUUUCCUCCACUUCAAGGGUUGAUCAGUAAUGAAGAUUUGGCUUUUCACACUCAGAUAAUUUCCUUUUUAUUUGUAAUGAAAGAGCUCAUUCCUCACUUCUGCACAGGUGGUUUUCUGCAUCUGUGGGCUGGUCUAGGUUUAACAGUAGUGCUAAAAGUUGGAGUUUUUAAUCAGAAAAAUCUCAUGAACAAAGUAAAAGGGAAUAGAGGGGUGUGGAGGGUUUUUCUUAAAAUAUUAUUUGUCUUGGAUAAAGUAUUGAAAAAUUUCAAUGCUCUUAGGCACAGCAUGAAAUAAAAUAUACUACAUAAAAUUCUA